UCUUCGUGAAAAGGUUAACAAGAUGGGUGAAGAUACGAUAAAUAUUGAAGAUAUGUAUCAAAGAAAUUACAAAGUUAAACUUGUAAAAGCUUCUGCAAUGACGUUUCUGUGUGGAAGUGGGUGGCAAGAAUUUGUGAUUACUCAUGAUAUUGAUGAUGGUGAUCGAGUUUGUUUCCACUUCAAAGAAGACUUGGUGACCAUGAUUGCAUUUGUUUACCGAGAUAAGCUUGUAUGGCGUGAUGGAAAGAAGGUUCUUGCGACAAAUGAAGUUCAACCAACUUACAUGAAAGGGCUUGUCCGUUCUUUCAAAAUGGAGAUGAGUAGCACUGACAUCAAUUGCAUGCUUACACUUAACAGGUCUAUUACUGAAGAACUAUGCUUGCCAAGAGAAGGUGAAGUUACACUUAUCAAUCGCAGAGGUGAUGUUAAAGUGGAAGGUGGAUACUCCAUUUCUGCUGAUGAUGGUUGUCUUGGUUUGACAUAUGGCUGGAAGGAUUUUCUUGAAAGAUUUCCAAUUCCAAUUAGAUCUAUCAUUGAAGUGAAUGUGGUGAAAGAGAAUAAUAAGUUGAUCAUGUACUUCCUACUGCUGGAGGUAGAUGUGUAGGGCGUCAGAGUUAUAUAUGAAGUAAAUUAUAAACUGUGGUCAUAUGUUAAC
This is a messenger RNA of Triticum dicoccoides, 655 nucleotides long. RefSeq lists its product as uncharacterized. The record is from RefSeq and is a predicted model, not a curated record. The transcript is spliced from 3 exons. Gene Ontology annotation, molecular function: DNA binding. Bases 23 to 604 code for a protein of 193 amino acids. Lineage: Eukaryota; Viridiplantae; Streptophyta; Magnoliopsida; Poales; Poaceae.